Messenger RNA from Lipotes vexillifer (Yangtze River dolphin), 2912 nucleotides. RefSeq names its product neurexophilin 1 (gene NXPH1). Gene Ontology annotation, molecular function: signaling receptor binding. The coding region runs from base 899 to 1714 and encodes 271 amino acids. The transcript has 3 exons. Lineage: Eukaryota; Metazoa; Chordata; Mammalia; Artiodactyla; Lipotidae. The record is from RefSeq and is a predicted model, not a curated record.
GUAAUUGCCCGAGUCAGGAAGGUAGGCGAGCCGAGCGGUGGACCUACGGAGAAAGCACCACGGCACCGGCGCCGAGAACCCCAGCGCACUCCAGAGCGUCCCCCAGUGGCCGGGCAGGACCACGGAUAGAGCCUGCGACUCCGCUCCGGAGUGGCUCUCGGGCUUCUCAGGGCCGCCGGUAGAGGUACAGCUGCUGGCUGCGCCAGGAUCCUCGGGGCUCUGCUCACCCCACCCCUCCCUCUGAAACUCGGACUGCUUGCGCCUGCCGUGUGGCUGUUUUCUUCCGAAAGGCCAGUGUCUUAUAUCUCAAGUUCAAGUCCUGAGGACUUGCCCAGUCUCCUCCCCUUAAGUCAUUUCUACCAUCCUUCGGCAGCCUCGGGAAUCAGCGAGCUCGUCCCACAUCCAACGCGGGCAGUCCCGGUCUGUCCGGUGCAGUAGCCCGGCGCAUUCGCUUCUCACCCUCCCGCUCUUUCUACCUCCCUUUCUCUCUUCCUCGCUUUCCCCCUCUACUUCCCCUCCCUCUCUUGCCUCUUAAGUUUCCUGCACCGUGAAUCCAACUGUGCCAAGCCUAGGCUCCCGCGGAACCAACCCUGAGCGCGACCCGGGCACUGGGACGCGGACUCUGCCGAGGCUGGACAAGGCAGCGGGACCGGUCCGCGCCCGAGCAUCGAGAUGAAGCGCCAGGCAGGGCAUGUUCGGGACGCCGGAGACGCCAGGCCCGAGUAGCUCCUCCAUGGAGCUUUCGCAGAGCGGUCCCUGCUUGCUGGAUUCGCCCCCAGUCCUGUGCGGCUGCUGAGAGCGCUCUUUGCUCUAUAAAGUGGAUGUCAGGUGGAUCUAUGUUUUUGAAGGAACAAAGACUCAGCGAACGCACCGCCGAGGAAGUUUGAGACGCGGGAGGAUGCAGGCUACGUGCUGGUACGUGCUUCUCCUCUUGCAGCCCACCGUCUACUUGGUCACAUGUGCCAAUUUAACAAACGGUGGAAAGUCAGAACUUCUAAAAUCAGGAAGCAGCAAAUCCACACUAAAGCAUAUAUGGACAGAAAGCAGCAAAGACUUGUCUAUCAGCCGACUCCUGUCACAGACUUUUCGUGGCAAAGAAAAUGAUACAGAUUUAGACCUGCGAUAUGACACCCCAGAACCUUAUUCUGAGCAAGACCUCUGGGACUGGCUGAGGAACUCCACAGACCUUCAAGAGCCUCGGCCCAGGGCCAAGCGAAGGCCCAUUGUUAAGACGGGCAAGUUUAAGAAAAUGUUUGGAUGGGGUGAUUUUCAUUCCAACAUCAAAACAGUGAAGCUAAACCUAUUGAUAACUGGGAAAAUUGUAGAUCAUGGCAAUGGGACAUUUAGUGUUUAUUUCAGGCAUAAUUCCACUGGUCAAGGGAACGUAUCUGUCAGCUUGGUGCCCCCUACGAAAAUAGUGGAAUUCGACUUGGCACAGCAAACCGUGAUUGAUGCCAAAGAUUCCAAGUCCUUUAAUUGUCGCAUUGAAUAUGAAAAGGUUGACAAGGCUACCAAGAACACACUCUGCAACUAUGACCCUUCAAAAACCUGUUACCAGGAGCAGACCCAAAGUCAUGUGUCCUGGCUCUGCUCCAAGCCCUUUAAGGUGAUCUGUAUUUACAUUUCCUUUUAUAGUACAGAUUAUAAACUCGUACAGAAAGUGUGCCCCGACUACAACUACCACAGCGACACACCUUACUUCCCCUCUGGAUGAGGAUGAAUGUAGGGGUGAGACUGAAGCCUGAGGAAUUCAAGGUCACAUGACAGGGCUGUUACCUCAAGAAGAAGGUCCAAUCUGUUGCCUGGAAUGUGUCUACACUGCUGCUCUCGUCAACUGGCUGCAAAUACGCUCGUGGAAAACAAUCUGAUGUAAUUUCUGCCCAGUCAGCUUCAUCUCUCAGUAUAGUUGUAAAUCACCACAGAUUCUAAAGCCACACUUGAAGACAUGCUCUCACACAUAGAUGUACACAGACACACUCAUAUACAUUUCAGCUGGCAUCCGUCAUGAUUCUUGUCAAGAGGGCUUUCAUUGUCUGACUCAUAAUGGUUCAGGAUAAACAAUCAUCAAGCAAAAGGAUUAACUAGACAGUGAAUGGUUUUUAGCACUUGCUGUUAUGGAAAUCUCCUUUAAAGUCUUGAGUACAUGCUAAUCAAUAAUCCCCACUCAUGCAUUUCUACUGCUUGGAGUAGCUGUACUGGUAAAUACUACUGUAGGAGUAUAUGCUUGUUAAAAUGGAAAAAAAAAAUGUGUCUUUAGAGCUCAGUAUUCUUUAUUUUAUGAACACAACAAGUGUAGUAACUUUUUCCAGCAUUCAGUAGGCACAUUCAAGGUGAUACAAGAUGGCUCUUUUUUCUAUGGAGGGAGUCUGUUCUCAGUAAAGAUGAGCAAACAUUUGGAAUUUACGUGUGGGCAGACACUGGAUUACAGCUUUCAUCACCAAUCAUUGGACUUUUGCAAAGUUGAGACCAGCUAAGGUUGCUUAAAAUAAGUUCUGAUCAUUAUAUAAGAAGGGAAAUGCCUGACAGACACCAUGUAAGUUAUGUGUCUGUCUUAUCUUUACUACACAUAUUGUAAGAAAUUCAAUAUCCUAGUCUUCAUUUGUAUGAAUGGUUUGUAUUGUACAUAGUUUAACCAAGUGUUAUUUGAGCUGCUUAUUAAUAUUAACUAUGUACUUGUCUCUCUGCUUGUUAUUGGUUAAAAAAGAAAAAAAAAGGAUAUGAGGAAUCCAUUCUAUCAAUGUAGCUGUGAACCCCAUUAAAAAGACAAACUUAAUGUACAAAGCAUUUAUUCAGCUCAAGUAUUGUUGAAAGCUAUACAUAUACAACAUUACAGUCUGUCUGUAUUUAGAUAUUUUAUUUCUGGACAAAUGAAAUGUACAUAAAAAUAAAAUGCUUAAAUUUGAGUUUCAAUA